GGCAGACGAGCUUGGGUUCACGUAGAGCAAGAGUGGGAAGUUAUCAGCGCGCACGCACUACGGGGAGGAUUUUCGGCCGAUUUCUGAUUGAUUUUGGGGCUUUUGACCCAAAGUUCAGGUGGUUAAGAACCUCCUCCCUUCACCUUCUCGUGGAACUUCGGGGACAGAGUGUCCCGGCCGUCUCGACAGCCUGAGCAGGGCGCGACCCAGGCAGGAGCCAGGACCCAGAACGGUGGCGGGAAGCGGGUCAUGGCUACGGGCCCCAAGACCCUCCCGUUCGUCAUCUUCCUCUUCGCGGUCCAGCUCCUGGGCCAAGGUGCCCCUGCCACCAUAGCCUGGCAGGAUGAAGUUCCCCAGCAGACAGUGACAUCACAGCCACAAAGGCCCAGCCUCAAGGAGGAGUGUCCACCAGGAUUUUAUAGAUCACCAUAUAAUGGAGCCUGUACCGGGUGCACAGAGGGUGAUGAUUACACCAGUAGUUUCAACAAUUUGCCUUCUUGCCUCUCAUGUGCAGUUUGUAAACCAGGUACAGAAUGUGUGGACCCCUUGCCCAGAGGUGGCGUGCGGAGUGAUGAGGCGGGAGUUGUAGCCGAUGUGAGUCAGGGAACCAAGUUCCAGUCCAGCUUGGUGUUCAUCAUACCCUGUUCCGUGAUUGUGACUUCGGUUGAAUAUAAACAAAAAAAGAGAAAGAAAUCUUUUUUAUAAUACAUGCCACCUGGCUGGGAAAUCUUCUAAACCAUCAGCUGCAAGUGGGUGAGGGAAUGAUAAGAGCACAGAGAAGUCCUGGCUGAGUGGACAGGGCUGAGUUUCAGUGGUGGCACGGAUCUGCUCCGGUGCCCAACUCUACCCCUGGCUCUGUUCUCCUGGCAAGUGCUCGGCCUCACUCGGCCUUCAGGUUCUCAUGCCCCUUCCUCCUCCCCAGCAGGGCCAGGGCUUUUGGGAAGUCACGCAAGGACUCCUCUCCUUGCAGAGUCCCUCAGGUGAUGCCCCUGCACCUCCCUUGCUACUCACCAUGUGAUCUAAGUGAUGCUUUCCCCCUAAUCUGAUGUAAUAAAUAAUGAAUCAUGGUCCUUUUGUAUGACUCUGAGUAUUGGUGACAGCCGAACGGUGGGUGUUCUGUAUCAGCCCCAAGUGUGCUGGUGCAGAAACUGGCCCUCAGAGCUUCUUGGUGAACUGAAUUGAGCUGAACUGAGUGGGAGGGGGUUUGGGUGGUAAGGAAGGGUCGAGGGAUAUGUCAGGGAAACUCAUUUCCAA
Sapajus apella (tufted capuchin) is the source of this 1254-nucleotide messenger RNA. Its product is annotated as tumor necrosis factor receptor superfamily member 10D-like. The coding region runs from base 250 to 705 and encodes 151 amino acids. Gene Ontology annotation, cellular component: plasma membrane; cell surface. The record is from RefSeq and is a predicted model, not a curated record. NCBI's taxonomy places the organism in Eukaryota, Metazoa, Chordata, Mammalia, Primates, Cebidae. Gene Ontology annotation, biological process: positive regulation of apoptotic process; TRAIL-activated apoptotic signaling pathway. The transcript is spliced from 3 exons.